Messenger RNA from Penicillium subrubescens, 1050 nucleotides. RefSeq lists its product as uncharacterized. The transcript has 5 exons. The record is from RefSeq and is a predicted model, not a curated record. NCBI's taxonomy places the organism in Eukaryota, Fungi, Ascomycota, Eurotiomycetes, Eurotiales, Aspergillaceae. Bases 1 to 1050 code for a protein of 349 amino acids.
AUGGAGGUCUCUGGCCCUUCCCCGGCCGACCGCCGCCCGGGGACUCCGUGCCUCCUCGAAUCCUCCGAUACCCCUACAAAUCCACCACGCCUACCCCUCUCACUCGCAGCUCCCCGAAGAGACGAGCGAUCUCCUCUCCGACGAAAUCCCCCGCCGCGAAGCCAGCUCGACUGGAAGCUAGCCACGACCUCCCUCGCGGAGGCUCAUGACUCGGCCGUCUUCUCCCUGCAGGGUCGCCCACAGGAGCUUGCGAACGCACUCGCAGCGAGAUUCGUGAAGCAGCAACAUCAGGCUCGCCAGGCGAAGAAGCUCGACACCCGAGACUUCCUCCGACUCCCUGGCUCAUCUAACCUGCGGGAUAUCGGCCCACAUGGGAUCCGCGUCUCCCUCUCCGAUAAAGACCCUGGGGACAUCGAAUGGGUCCAGUCCAUCCCAACGGUAGUGAUCGACGAGGGAAAGGCGUUCCUACUUUCCCCCGAGGCAAGGGAGUUAGAGGCCGAUGGCCACUUCGAUGACGCGAUGGAAUGCCACCAGGUGUUAGUUCCUCGUAUCCCACGUCAGAUCUGGCCCCCUGAUGGCAGGUGGUCCCCCACCACGAUCGACGCGAUCAGCGCGGAAACUGAACGGGCGGAUGCCGACUCUCUAACUGCGAUCAUUGCCUUCCCGCAGAGGCCCCGCCACGAGCUGCAGCUUUUUUGGCGCCUCCGGCCUAUCUCGACCAACUCGACCGAAACAGCGGCCGCUCCAUUGCACCCGCUGCCACGGUUUUCACGACGCUCGAGCAUGCUGGUCAAACGAGAGAUGCGUGUCUUGCGGGUCGACCUAAAGCGGAACACUCCUGUCGCACACAAUGCAUCAACUGUCACGAAGGGAGCCAUAGCCCGCCUCUCGAAUGAUGCCCUAACUGUAAUCCGUAAGACUGGCCGUACUGCAUACCAACAACAGCAGGCUACCCUCCGACUCACGAACCUCACCUCUCAAGCUGGCUCUCUAGGCAGCUCACAGGCCAGAUCUCCCCUCGAUCUGAACUAUGAAGACCUUUCAAGCUAA